GUCCUGCACAUUCAUCUUACCGGUAACUACCAGCAAUGGCCAAUCUCAAGCGCAUGUUGGCGCUGUGUGCUGCUGCUGUCACGCUAGCAAGCGCUGCUACUCGCUACGAAUAUAAGACUGUCGAUGUGGACUACAACUUCGACGAGAACGAAGACUCUCCACGCAGCGUCAUCAUGAUGAUCCCGGACGGCACUGGUCCCAACAUUUUCACGCUGGCACGCACGGUGCUUGACCCGACUCUUGAGACCCGCCUACAUAUUGACCCUCACCUCAUGGGAACGGUGCAGACUCACUCGUCUACGAGCUAUAUCACGGACUCCGCUUCGUCCGCGACGGCCUACUCGACUGGUUACAAGACGUACGACUCGGCUAUCGCUGUUGACACGUACGAGCAGCCUUUGGGUACCGUACUGGAAGCCGCUAAGGCUCGUGGCAUGGUGACAGGAAUGAUCGUAACGUGCCGGGUAACGCACGCGACACCUGCAUCAUUUGCGACCCACGUGAUCGACCGCGAUUCCGAGGACGACAUCGCUUCGCAGUAUGUUGCGAACAAGAACCUUGACUUCUUGCUUGGCGGUGGCAAGAAACACUUUAAUGAAACGAUGCUUGAAGACCUGAAGUCGAACGGCUACACACUGGCGGACAAUUAUCAGGACCUGCUCGACUACCAGUCUGCCAACGCCGAGACGGGCGCCCUUCGCCUGUUUGGUCUGUUUAACGAUGACCACAUGCUGUACGAGGUUGACCGCUUGCGUGAACUUGCUGAAAAUAACUCCACUACCCGUGAGCCCAGUCUACCGGAGAUGGUGGAUGUUGUGCUAGGUCUUCUACGCAAGAACGAGCAGGCUAAGAAACACGGCUACUUCGUGAUGAUCGAGGGAUCUCGUGUUGACCACGCAGGUCACUCAAAUGAUCCUGGUACAAUGGCGAAGGAGGCGAUUGCUUUUGAUGAAUCUGUCGCUGUAGUGCUCGACCAUGUGGAGCAGACCCCCAACACGGCAAUGCUAUCCGCUGCUGAUCACGGUACGGGCGGUCUCACUCUUGGACGGGGGCCCGCUUUCCCGUAUGCCUGGUACCCAACCGAACUGCAGCUCCAGAACAUGUCAACGGAGGCCAUGCAGGAACAGCUCGAGGUCGUUCUCGAAGGAAACGACUGUGCGAGUGGUGCCAACGACACGUGCAAAGCUGCGUUGCUCACCUCGUCCAAACAUCUCCUAGCCAACUACACGAACGUAACGACGGUCUCGGACGAAGAAGUGGUUGAGCUGGUCUCUCAAAUUGCCACAGUUGUCGACGAAACGCGCGACCUGAAUGACGUUAUGAUCGAGUUGGGCCACGUGAUCAGUCUGCGUGCUGCUAUCCACUGGACCACCAUCGGCCACGUAGGCACGGAUGUGAACCUAUACUGCAAGGGUCCACUCAUCUUUGAGCGCAUGUGCAAGGGCGUCCACGAGAACACGUACUUGAACAAGAUGAUGACGACGUUCUUGGGUCUGGAACAUCAACAGGAGCUGGAGACGAUGAAGCAUCGCAACAUUUCGGUGCUUGAAAACCCACUCGCUUUUUGA
Molecule: messenger RNA, 1568 nt
Organism: Phytophthora infestans T30-4
Lineage: Eukaryota; Oomycota; Peronosporomycetes; Peronosporales; Peronosporaceae
Product: alkaline phosphatase, putative
Exons: 1
Coding region: 36-1568 (510 amino acids)
Biological process (GO): dephosphorylation
Molecular function (GO): alkaline phosphatase activity
Source: RefSeq, a predicted model, not a curated record